Molecule: messenger RNA, 1660 nt
Organism: Elaeis guineensis (African oil palm)
Lineage: Eukaryota; Viridiplantae; Streptophyta; Magnoliopsida; Arecales; Arecaceae
Product: probable glycosyltransferase At5g03795
Molecular function (GO): glycosyltransferase activity
Source: RefSeq, a predicted model, not a curated record
GCCGGAAAAUCUCUCUCCGACGAGAAUGGCUGGAAAGCCCCCCUUCCUUUCCACCUGCUCUCUCCAGCGCUCUCUCCUCACGCUCGCCUUCCUAACCCUCAUCUCCUUUACCUUCCUCUCCCUCCGAUCCCUCCGCUCUCCCCCCCAGUACGCGUCCGACCUCUCCUCUUCCUCCAAAUCCUCUCCCGGAGUCCUCCUCGGUGGAUACCCCGGCGCCGGCGACGCCUCGGACCUCCCAUCGUGGUCGUCGAUCUACAACUCGCCGGAGGUCUUUCGGAGGAACUACGCCGAGAUGGAGCGGAAAUUUAAGGUCUUUAUAUACCCAGACGGAGAUCCCAAUACCUAUUACCAGACCCCGAGGAAGCUCACGGGGAAGUACGCGAGCGAAGGGUACUUCUUCCAGAACAUCCGGGAGAGCCGGUUCCUCACCGAUGAUCCCGAUCAGGCGGACCUCUUCUUCAUUCCCAUUUCCCCUCACAAGAUGAGAGGGAAGGGCAUAUCAUACGAGAAUAUGACCAUGAUAGUUCAGAAUUAUGUUGAAGGCUUGAUAAGCAAAUACCCUUAUUGGAACAGGACAUUAGGUGCAGAUCACUUUGUUGUUACUUGCCAUGAUGUUGGUGUGAGGGCAUUUGAAGGGCUUCCAUUUCUUAUAAAGAAUUCCAUCCGAGUUGUCUGUUCACCAAGCUAUGAUGUUGGAUAUAUCCCACACAAAGAUGUUGCUCUUCCUCAAGUACUGCAGCCAUUUGCUCUUCCAGCAGGAGGAAAUGAUAUUGAGAACAGGACAAUACUUGGAUUUUGGGCUGGUCAUCGGAAUUCUAAGAUAAGAGUUACUUUAGCACGUGUAUGGGAGAAUGACACAGAGCUUAGCAUCAGCAAUAAUCGCAUAAGCAGAGCUAUUGGAGAGUUGGUAUAUCAAAAGCAGUUUUACAGGACUAAGUUCUGCAUUUGUCCAGGUGGCUCCCAAGUUAAUAGUGCUCGCAUAGCUGACUCCAUUCACUAUGGAUGUAUUCCUGUAAUUUUGUCUAAUUACUAUGACUUGCCAUUCAAUGACAUCCUUGACUGGCAUAAGUUUUCUCUCGUUCUCAAGGAGAGUGAUGUCUACCAGCUGAAGUCUAUUCUCAAGACCGUAUCUCAUGAAGAAUUUAUUGCAUUACAUAAGUCUUUAGUUGAGGUUCAAAAACACUUCGAGUGGCAUUCACCUCCAGUUCCUUAUGAUGCAUUCCACAUGGUAAUGUACGAGCUUUGGCUACGACACCAUGUCAUCAAGUACUAGACUACAGAUUUCUGUAUGUUGGCUUUUUGUACCAGGCUUGGUUAGGGAUUAGUUGAGAAGAGGACUAGUCCCUUCAAUAUGUACAGCUUCAAAUGUGUAAGAAUAUAUAAAAAUUUUGUUCUUCAUCCACUUGCAUUUGGAUAGAUCAGUUAAAUGAGGCAGCGAUGUAAGCUGGUGCAAUGUCGAUUAGGCGGCCAUCUAUGCCCUAAGCUGUGUUUCAUGGUGUCACGGAUAGCAUUUAACCAUCUAAUUUGAGUGCGAUAAUCAGGAGUCUUUUUGUCAGCACUCUACUUCAACAUGUUUCCCCUUUACAGCAUCACAACCACACUUUUGUAAUUUUAUGAUGACGAAUUUUUGUAAAAUGCAAUUUAUUUAUUUAUUUAUUUU